AACAAAAUUUCAAGAAUUCGUGAAAAUGCAGGCAGCAAGGAAAGCGGUAGAGACCAUCAAGGAAACCGCAGCCAACAUUGGAGCCUCUGCCAAGUCUGGCUUCGACAAAACCAAAGCCACUCUUCAGGAGAAGGGUGAGAUGAUGAGUGCGCAUGAUCAAAAUGAGAAGGACAUAGCGGCCCAUAAGAAGGAAGAGAAGAUCCAAGAGGCAGAGAGGGAGAAGCAGCAGGCACGUCAGUACAACGCCACCACAAAACAAUCUGCACUGGCUGGGGACAUGGGCCAGGCCCACCACUCCGGGCCCGGCACUGAGCCUGCCACGAUCGACACCCCUGGGCCAGGGCCUACGACUGAGACCACCACAUCCAACACAACUGGGCCCGGGCCGGAGAGUACUGGGCCUGGGACUGAGACUGCUACGUACAACUACGAAAAUACUUUACCCCCAAGUACUGGGCCUGGGCCUGAGGCUGGGACUGCCAUGUUCCCCACUGGUGACUAUGGGCUAAUGGGGGGUAGCCAGAGUACAGUAAUGCCUGGCCAUAGACAUGGGCAUGGGCAUGGGAUUGGGCUUGGGCAUGAGCCCGGGCAGGGACUUGAUCAUGGGCCCGGGCCCGGGCAUGGAGGACCCAAUGAAGAUAUGAUGGGCCCACGUGCAAUGGAGACUAACAGCGGCCUGGAUACGACGGCCCAAACUACCAUUGGGGACGGAAGUGCUCCUUCGAGUGGGCCUACUUUAAGUUGAAUGUUUAUUUGUUUGUAAGUUAUGUUGUUUAGUGUUUUGGAGUCUUUGUGCUACAUAUGUUGUACACUUGUACUUGUUUCUUCUUUGUCUCUCGUAUUUCGCAAUCAUUUUAGUUAUGGGACCAGUGUUGUAAAUGGAACAUGCCAAGUUGCUAUAUCUGUUUUGUUUCGAUAAAUAAAAGUGUAGUCGUCAACUACGUGCUUGGGUUU
Molecule: messenger RNA, 954 nt
Organism: Cajanus cajan (pigeon pea)
Lineage: Eukaryota; Viridiplantae; Streptophyta; Magnoliopsida; Fabales; Fabaceae
Biological process (GO): embryo development ending in seed dormancy
Source: RefSeq, a predicted model, not a curated record